UUUGAAUAUAUAAUUAUAUUAUUUAAAUCAACUAAUACUCUAGUAAUUUUUAGAAAUUAUAUAUAUAUCAUAUUUUAUAAGCUUUUUGAUAACUUUUACAUAUUAUAUCUAAAUAAUAUUCUUAUUUUUUUACUACAUAAGAAUUCUAUAUAA
Molecule: messenger RNA, 153 nt
Organism: Aspergillus ibericus CBS 121593
Lineage: Eukaryota; Fungi; Ascomycota; Eurotiomycetes; Eurotiales; Aspergillaceae
Exons: 1
Source: RefSeq, a predicted model, not a curated record